Laccaria bicolor S238N-H82 is the source of this 909-nucleotide messenger RNA. RefSeq lists its product as uncharacterized. Gene Ontology annotation, molecular function: protein binding. Gene Ontology annotation, biological process: mRNA splicing, via spliceosome. Gene Ontology annotation, cellular component: precatalytic spliceosome. The transcript is spliced from 2 exons. The record is from RefSeq and is a predicted model, not a curated record. Bases 1 to 909 code for a protein of 302 amino acids. Lineage: Eukaryota; Fungi; Basidiomycota; Agaricomycetes; Agaricales; Hydnangiaceae.
AUGGUCCAUCUUUUACACUGGCUAGAAAUUAUAAGCUUGAUGGGAACUGUAAACCAUGCUGCUCAACUACUAUUGUUAGCUGCAAAUUGGAGCAAGGUUCCAAAACCUAGCUUAUCAGACUUUGCAAAAGAUGCAAAUAGAUUUGUCAUGGAAUUUUUGGAACCAAUAUCUGAUGCAGCACCACAUAUUUAUUUGUCAGCACUGCCAUUUGCUCCACAGAGUUCAAAGAUCUCUUUGCAUUUUCUGAAGUUAUUUCAGAAGACAUUGACUGUGCAGAUUGGUCAAAGAGAACAUUGGUCAGAGAAAUGUUUCCUCAGACUUGUGGGCCAUGAUGAUUAUGUUACUUCAGUUGCAUUUUCUCCUGAUGGCAGGCACAUUGUCUCUGGAUCUGAUGACAAGACAGUGAGAGUGUGGGAUGCUCAAACAGGUCAGAGUGUCAUGGAUCCUCUCAAAGGCCAUGAUGAUUAUGUUACUUCAGUUGCAUUUUCUCCUGAUGGCAGGCACAUUGUCUCUGGAUCUGAGGACAAGACAGUCAGAGUGUGGGAUGCUCAAACAGGUCAGAGUGUCAUGGAUCCUCUCAAAGGCCAUGAUGAUUGGGUUACUUCAGUUGCAUUUUCUUCUGAUGGCAGGCACAUUGUCUCUGGAUCUGACCACAAGACAGUCAGAGUGUGGGAUGCUUGUGACUUCUAUGAUAUACCACUGUUAAAGUUCUGCCAUUAUGAUCGAAAUUGGAUCAUGCUCCCAGAUAAUGCACAUCUCCUCUGGCUGCCAGACCAAAAUAAAUCUGGUUUGUUCUGGCCAAGAACAACUGCUUUGAUUGGUGCCAUUCCAAUCUCACUUCAGUUUAACAACUUUGUUCAUGGCAUAAACUGGAGCCAGUGUCUUUCUUCAUUAUGUAAUCCCAUUUAA